Messenger RNA from Brassica rapa (field mustard), 664 nucleotides. RefSeq names its product mitochondrial zinc maintenance protein 1, mitochondrial. Gene Ontology annotation, biological process: mitochondrial respiratory chain complex III assembly. Gene Ontology annotation, cellular component: mitochondrial matrix. Gene Ontology annotation, molecular function: protein folding chaperone. The record is from RefSeq and is a predicted model, not a curated record. NCBI's taxonomy places the organism in Eukaryota, Viridiplantae, Streptophyta, Magnoliopsida, Brassicales, Brassicaceae.
UUAUCCAGCUGGAACAGCUAUGAUCCGAAAUUUCAAUUAAUGGCCCAUUAAGUAAAAUGGGCUUUAAAUAUGAACCUUCUAAGGGCCCAGUGAAAUUGGAGCCUUCGUCAGAAGUAGACGACGGCGGAGGAGACGAGACACGACCCGAAAGGAAGGAAGGAGGAGAAAUGGUGACAGGAGAAGCGUUGAUCGCAUACAGAGCCCUGCUCAGGGCUACGAGGAGAUCGUUUGCCGGAGAUGUAGAGAUGCUGAAGGCGUCGGCGUCUGAGAUCCGUAAGAAAUUCGAAGAGAGCCGCCACGUGGUUUCCGAGAUCCCUCGGCUCCUGGAAGAAGCGCGUGAGGCGACUCAAUUCAUUUCCACCAUGAUCGUUCAAGCAAAGCUCAACGAACGCGGCGGAUACGAGGUGAAAGCAAGCCAGGAACACGCGGGAGCUACUCUGGAGCUUCCGACAGAGGCAAUGCUUCGGACAAAAUCUGUGUGACCGACCACAUUAAGACUGUCGGAAAUUUGAUUUCUUCUCCCUUACUCGUUUGGUUUAAUCGGUAAAGGUGGAACUUUUUUUUUUUAGUCGUACUGGGUUUUGUUCUCUCUUUACAGCCAAAUCAACUCAGAUUUAACUAUUAAGAAUCUAUUUUUAUAUGAAAUUCUUCCAUUUCUGGUUUA